AGUAGGAUUUAAAGUCGUGACCAAAAUAAGAAUCUGGUUUGGGUCGUCCUCGUUUGAUUGGACCUCUCUUUCUCUGGAGUAUCCUCCCCUUUAUUUCCUCGUCCUCCAAACUCCAAAGCCGUUUCCAAGUGUAAUGGAUUCGAGUUCCAUUAACAGCAACAGUAAGGAGAUAACCAUGGAGAUUCCAAGCUUGGUUCGACUUUACAAGGAUGGCACCAUUGAACGCCUCCAAAACUCACCAAUUGUGCCACCCACGCUUCAAGAUCCAACUUCUUCCAAAGACGUCGUCAUCUCUGGUGACCCCCUCAUCUCUGCUCGUCUUUUCCUUCCAAACCGGAUUCGAUCCCAGCAAGAGGGUCAUAAAGUCCCCAUCUUGGUCUACUUUCAUGGUGGAGGUUUCUUCUUUGAAUCUGCCUUCAACCAACUCCACCAUAACUAUUUCAACAAGUUUGUCUCCGUAGCAGAUGUUUUAGUCGUUUCCGUCGAGUAUAGGUUGGCUCCAGAGACCCUUCUUCCUGCAGCUUAUGAUGACUGCUGGGAUGCUCUUAAAUGGGUCGCCACCAACACCGAACCAUGGCUUGUCAAACACGGUGAUUUCAACAGAGUCUUCAUUGGAGGUGACAGCGCUGGUGCUAAUAUAGUUCAUAACAUUGCCAUGCGUGCUGGGGCUGAAGCUUUACCUGGUGGUGUCAAACUCUUGGGUGCUUUUCUUUCUCAUUCCUACUUCUACGGUUCAAAGCCAAUUGGAUCGGAACCUGUUGCAGGGCACCAACAGAGCGUGCCCUAUUUGGUAUGGGAUUUUGUUUAUCCAUCUGCGCCUGGAGGGAUUGACAACCCUAUGAUCAAUCCAAUGGUUACUGGGGCGCCUAGCUUGGCUGGACUUGGGUGUUCUAAGAUUCUGGUUUGCGUUGCUGAAAAGGAUCUGAUAAAGGAUAGAGGGGUUGCGUACUAUGAGGCUGUGAAGAAGAGUGGCUGGCAAGGUGAAGCGGAACUGUUCGAAGUGGAGGGCGAGGAUCAUGCUUUCCACAUCCACAAUCCACAAACCCAGAAUGCCAUGAAAAUGAUCAAACGCCUCUCGGAUUUUCUCCUCCACUAAAACACAUACCCUGAGGAUUCUGAGUUUUAAUGUCUCAUGGAUGUAAUCUAAUGUAAUGCUUCAACUCUGCUUAUUAUUAUUAAGCAAAUAAAAUUUGGAAAUCAGAAGCCAGUGUAGCUGGCCUAGUUCGUGUGAUCUAAAGUCUAAUAAUAUUCUCUAUUAUGCUACGGGUAAGGGUGUGUUACACCUUCAAACUUUCA
Molecule: messenger RNA, 1296 nt
Organism: Glycine soja
Lineage: Eukaryota; Viridiplantae; Streptophyta; Magnoliopsida; Fabales; Fabaceae
Product: 2-hydroxyisoflavanone dehydratase-like
Exons: 1
Coding region: 134-1096 (320 amino acids)
Molecular function (GO): hydrolase activity
Source: RefSeq, a predicted model, not a curated record